Messenger RNA from Gossypium arboreum, 2266 nucleotides. RefSeq names its product cytokinin riboside 5'-monophosphate phosphoribohydrolase LOG5-like. Lineage: Eukaryota; Viridiplantae; Streptophyta; Magnoliopsida; Malvales; Malvaceae. Gene Ontology annotation, biological process: cytokinin biosynthetic process. Gene Ontology annotation, cellular component: cytosol; nucleus. The coding region runs from base 970 to 1632 and encodes 220 amino acids. Gene Ontology annotation, molecular function: hydrolase activity, hydrolyzing N-glycosyl compounds. The transcript has 7 exons. The record is from RefSeq and is a predicted model, not a curated record.
CUAUAGGUCCCUACGCUAUGACUUCAUUAUUAUAGGCCGAAGAAGGAAAGACAUAGGUAUAGUUAAAUUUGCGGGCUAUAGUUUUGUGCAUAUGCAUGCAGGCGUAGGGCUUCAUUAUGCAGCUAAGACGAAGACAAAAAUAAUACUAGGGGAUGUCGAUUUGUUGCUUAAUAAUGGCCAUUGCCCACACAAGUGAUCCAAUCAUUGGUUUUAAUGACACGCUGUGCUGGGAACAGGGGAACUCUUACCAAUGAAAUUUAAAUUGCAGUGUAAUAUCGCCAUUUGCCAAUGACGGGUAGCCUCAAGAAUAUACACAAGGACAAUCAACUAAGUUUCCAAGGUUUCAUUCAAAAAUAUGUAUGGAAGUGUAUUUUUAGGGGAAUCAUGGAAUAAAUACUGUAAUAUAACUUGUCAUACACAUGAACAAAUUUCAAAUUGCAGUUAGACUGUCUUUCAAUUACUUUGGUUAUUGAAUAGGUUUACGCUUAAAUUUGAUUUUUUUUCCCUUAAGUACGUAUUUGGCAUCAUUCCAAAUGCUCCAAUUAAUUAACUCGUCUUGCAUGGAAAGAAAAAAUGGCAUCAUGGUUUUGCAAAUUUCUAGAUUAUAUCCUCAGGAAACGGAGAGGAAAAUGUCGUGCAACGUGGAAUAAAAUCAAUGGACGAGAGUUUAAGAGCGGGGGAAGAAUAAUACUACUAAGGAAAACCCUGUCGGCGAAUUUGGUAAAGCAAAAAAUUUCGGGGUUUUGAGGCACCACAUGAUUCCACGUGUAACGAAAUUAUCAGCACUGCAAUAGAAAUAGGGGGGAUCCUAUAUAUAGUGUAUUCCCACAUUCCUCUUUGGGUAUUGUGGCUCCUUCUAUUGCCCGAAGAAUCUGCCUGUCGUUGCUUUAGGUUAAAUCAAUCAAAUAGAAAGAGCAGUAAAAAGAAAAUAAACACACUCACCGAAAAGCAGAGAACAAAAAGAGAGAUAUGGAUGAGAAUAAAGCAUUGAAUUCCAGCAGGUUCAAAAGGGUUUGCGUCUUUUGCGGAAGCAGCUCCGGCAAGCGAAACUGCUACCGUGAUGCUGCCCUAGAACUGGGAAAAGUACUGGUGUCCCGGAAGUUGGAUCUUGUUUAUGGCGGAGGAAGCGUCGGGUUGAUGGGUUUGGUCUCUCAGGAGGUCCACCGUGGUGGAGGACAUGUUUUAGGUAUUAUCCCCAAAACUCUGAUGAACAAAGAGAUAACAGGGGAAACAGUAGGAGAGGUCAAAGCCGUUGCGGAUAUGCACCAAAGGAAAGCUGAGAUGGCCCGCCAUUCUGACUGUUUUAUCGCCUUACCAGGUGGAUAUGGAACUCUUGAAGAGUUACUAGAAGUCAUAACAUGGGCUCAGCUGGGAAUCCACGACAAGCCUGUUGGCUUGAUUAACGUGGAUGGCUACUAUAAUUAUCUGCUCAGCUUCUUAGACAAAGCCGUGGAUGAUGGCUUCAUUAAACCCACCCAACGUAGUAUCAUUGUCUCUGCUCCAACUGCAAGAGAACUUGUUCAAAAACUUGAGGAGUACGUGCCAAUGCAUGAUGGAGUUGUUUCUAAGGCAAGGUGGGAGGCUGAACAAUUGGAGCUCAACUCAUCUUUGCAAACUGAAAUUGCUCGUUAAUUAAAGGACGACAAAGGUCUCUCUUUCAUUUUUUUUUUAAUUAUUAUUUACGAUUUAGUGGAUCUGCAAAUGUAAGUAAGCAUUUAGGUAGGGUUUAUAUCCUUUCAAAUUUUGCUUCUACUGUAUUACUCUCAGGGAUAGAAAGGAGAAAAAUCCAUGGGAUGAAUAAUAAAUUAAUCAAAAUUCCUUGCACUGGUCCAUGGCUAUUGGUAAUUUUCAUUCAUUGCCAUAUGCUGCUUCCUUUGUAAAAGUUGCCAGGAAAUGAACACCAAGGAAAAACCAAAAAAUAAUUGAAUUAUUGAAAAACAGCUUUUUUAUUCUCUUUUCCAUGCCUGCUGCUUCUGUUCUACUGCUGUUGCAGAUACCCCAUCUCGUUUGGAUGAAAUGAUUUCAUCAUGGAGCCUUUUUUUCUUAAUUUAUUUGUUUUAUUGUGCACUGGUUCAAAAAAUUAAUGGACCCAGAAAGAAAAUUUCAGCUCGUUGUAACAGUGAAUAAUAGAGCUAAGCAGUUGUAGAUGUUCCAGUCUACCAGAAGACGGGAACUGUAGGGGGAAACAAAUUAAAAGCAGCUUGGCAAAGCCACUGUUAUAUGCAUUUAUUUUUCCUUAAAUUUUAUAUUAUCUUACUUUCGUUCA